This is a messenger RNA of Lepisosteus oculatus (spotted gar), 3746 nucleotides long. The record is from RefSeq and is a predicted model, not a curated record. NCBI's taxonomy places the organism in Eukaryota, Metazoa, Chordata, Actinopteri, Semionotiformes, Lepisosteidae.
GGCUCCCACCGGCCAGAGCCUGGCAGAUCCUCGCUUGGGACCGGGGGCUUCAACUUCAAUGCUCGGGUGGAGAGGACCCUCCUGGACGCCCGCAAGAAGCUGGAGGAGGACCAGAAGGACGGGCGCAGGUUCUCCAACCUGGGGAGUCUGCACAGCAGCAUUGCCGGGUCUACCAGCUCCCUGGCCAGCCAGGGCUACUCCCGGGCCCAGAACGGAGCCCAGGGAGCCGGAGGGGGAGGCCAGUUCACCCCCAUGAGCUCAGGCCUGUCCACGCCGGUGUCGCCCACCCCUGCUCACCUGCAGCACGUGAGGGAGCAGAUGGCAGUGGCCCUGCGCAAGAUCCGGGAGCUGGAGGAGCAGGUGAAGAUGAUCCCUGUGCUGCAGGUCAAGAUCUCUGUGCUCCAGGAGGAGAAGCGGCAGCUCAGUGUGCAGCUCAAGAGCCAGAAGUUCCUGGGGCACACCAUGGGCUUCGGCAAGGGCAGGUCCAGGGGGGAGCUGUAUAUCGACAUCCCCGAGGAGGACAGCACCGGCCCAGUGGCAGCUGCGGCUAGAGGGGGCCCCCUCUCCCCGACCACCCCGGAAGGCUCUCGGCAGGAUUCCGGCUGCGAGAUAGAGGACACGGUCAUCGUGGGGGGAGCCAGGCAGCCGGCGGGGGGCAGGAAAGAGGUGAGGUCGAUCGGGACCGAGCCAGAGGCUGGCGCGAAGAGGGAGGUGAGGCACAUAGGGGUGGAGGUGAGGGAGCAGGACCUGGGUGUGCAGUCGGAAUCGGAGGCCUGGAAGACGAAAGCAAGCCUGCUGGAGACACAGCUGAGGAAAACCCUGCAGGAGCUGCACACCGCCCACAGGAAGUUAGAGGCACUGGGCAAAGAGACGGCCGAGAAGGGGCAGGACGCCAAGCCAUCUAUGGCCGAUGCCGUCAUGAUGACCAGCAUUGGGUGGCAGGAGCUGCAGCAGUGGGGGCGGCCUGGUGAGCCCUCCCCCUUGCAGACCGUUGUCACCUUCAGCCAGCACCCCCCGUGCAGAGAGCAGAGGACGGUGGGAAUCCAGGUGUACACCCUGGAGCAGCCCACAGUGGUCGGUGUGCGCAGUUUCCAGGAGACCACAACCACCCCCAGGAAAGACCAGGCAGAGUUCGUCCAGCAGCCCUCAUGGGGCGAGGGGGGUGGCACUCAUGCUGAGCUCACAGGCCUUGUGACAAAAGACCCCAAUGGGCAGCAGGGCGGCACUGAGGCAGAGCUCACAGUGACUCACAGGAGGGAAGAGCCUCAGGAGACCUCCUUCCCAGUUCAUUCCAGCAACCAGCUCCAGAAGAAGAGUGUGGAGGGACCAGUGUCAGUCCCAGGUAGGGGACACAGUGCAGAACUUACAGCUGAGUUUCCAGAUCAUGCUUUUAGCUUGACCUCAGAAGCAGGGUUUACAUUUCCAAUAGGAGAUAGUAACUGGCAUAGACAUGUAUCUAAUUGUGGCAAGAUAAACAUGCACAUAUAUGAUGCACUUCACUUUCCCAGCUACAGAAGCAGCCAUUACCCAAACCAGGGAUUUCUUCAGGAGGUGAACGAGCAAGUGAAGGCAACAGAAGAUCAGGAUGGCACAGGGAAGAGCAACCCCACCUCGCCCACAGCCAUCCAUGGCAAGGACCAGGACCUCCCCUAUUCAGUGGAGACUCCCUACGGGUAUCGGCUGGACCUGGAUUUCCUGAAGUACGUCAAUGACAUUGAGAAGGGCAACACCAUCAAGAAGGUGCCCAUUCACCCAAUCUGCUCCAAGGAGGUGCGCGAGGUCCUUCAGAAGAGUGAGGUGUCUUCCUCGGUGCCUGUCUGCAGUCCGGCUGUUGUCAUGGAGACAGUCAGUGCCACGCAACUGGUGUCUAAUCAGCUGGCCCCCCUGUGCCAGAGGCUAAAGGAAGGGGACAUGACACAGCAGACACCCCAUGAAACUGCCCCUGCACAGGAGGACAACAGCUCCCAGCCUGCCUCUCCACAGUCCAGCCUUAAGUCCAUCAUGAAGAGGAAGGACAGUGAGGCCUGUACCGACUCCCCCAACACCAAGAAGAAUCUGCAGUUCAUUGGGGUCAACGGAGGCUAUGAAUCCACGUCAUCAGACAGCAGCUCCGAGAGCUCGGACAGCAGCUCUGAGAGUGAGUACCAUGAGGCCAACGAGCGGCUGCCUCCCACCCAGGACGCCCCACGGGCCCACAGUGAGGAGGCCGCCCCUGGACCGCUGCAGGAGGCCACAGCCACCGCCUUCCCCCCUGCACCCAGCGAGGGGGCGGCUGCAGAGCAGGACAGGUCCACCACUCAGGAAACGCAGCCAGAGGACAGCACCAGGCUGGAGCUGAGCGACACCCUUAUGUCAGCCUGUACAGUCCUGCAGAAAGCUCUCGGGGAGACGAAUGCCUUCAGCCAGCAGGAGGCAAGGACAGCCUACACGACUGUGCUACAGGAGUGGCUGCGGGUUUCCUGUCACAAGGCGGCCGACGCGGAAGUGGUUCGCAGGUACAUGGUGGCAUUCCAGGCCAUCUCACCUCAGCUCCUAGAGUUCAUCAUCAACAUGGCCGACGGCAACGGCAACACCACUCUGCACUACACCGUCUCCCACUCCAACUUUCCUGUGGUCAAGCUGCUACUGGACACAGGACUGUGCAAUGCAGACAAGCAGAACAAGGCAGGAUACACAGCCAUCAUGCUGACUGCCCUGGCUGCGUUCCAUUCCAGCAGCGACCUGGAGACAGUCACACAGCUCCUGAGAACUGGAGACGUCAACGCUAAGGCCAGCCAGGCUGGUCAGACAGCGCUCAUGCUGGCUGUCAGUCACGGGCGCAGUGACAUGGUUGGUGCGCUGCUGGCCUGCGGCGCCAAUGUCAAUCUGCAGGACGACGAUGGCUCCACAGCGCUGAUGUGUGCCUGUGAGCAUGGGCAUGUGGACAUUGUCAAGCAGCUGCUGGCUGUGCCGGGGUGCGACGCCACACUGACAGACAACGAUGGCAGCACAGCCCUGUCCAUUGCAAUGGAGGCCAACCAGAACGACAUCGCUGUCCUCCUCUAUGCCCACCUGAACUUCGCUAAGCCCCCCUCCCCGGUGACACAGAAGGCAGUCUUGUUUGGCACAGUGACCCCACCUGGAGAAACCAAGUAAUUGCCACCAGCAUCAUCCUUCCCGCUUUCUACCUCCUCCUGCCCCUCUGCAGCAAUGAGGGCUUCUGGGUUCCCACUAGGUCACAGGCCUUUGUCUAACUCCCUGUGUGUUCCUGGGGUUGUCCCACAGGUGCAGGUGUGUGUAUGUGUGCGUGCUUGAGGGAACCGCUUCCUUAGGCACACAGACACGCACGUCCACCCACCCUUCUUGGAUUCAUCCUGCUGUCUUUUCUCCAACCUCCAGUGCACAAGGGGACUGAUUUCUUACAGCAGACUGUUGAAAGUUUUUCCAUGGAGGCAGAGAGCACAACUCUUGCUUGGCUUGCCCACGGCACCUGAUGCACUUCAGCAUCCAAGGUUCUGGACUGGGGCUUUAAAACAUGGAAAACACCGGUUUAGAACAUGGAGCAAAUGGAACAAGGGAUCCUCUGUUGAGACUGAAGCGCCAAGGAUAAGGCACGGUGGUUUAUGGUUUCUGAAUGAGAUGUCGUAUGUGUAAAGGAAGUAAAGGAGAAGUAGUUUUGUGUAGGUAACGGCAGUUGUAUGGGUCUGGAUUCUGCCCCCAUACCUUCCCCCACUGCUAUAUUGUGUAGUUUCAUCCUGUAGAGCUAA